This is a messenger RNA of Equus caballus (horse), 5499 nucleotides long. It is a transcript of the gene RFFL, whose product is annotated as ring finger and FYVE like domain containing E3 ubiquitin protein ligase. Gene Ontology annotation, cellular component: cytoplasm; plasma membrane. Gene Ontology annotation, molecular function: ubiquitin protein ligase activity. Lineage: Eukaryota; Metazoa; Chordata; Mammalia; Perissodactyla; Equidae. The record is from RefSeq and is a predicted model, not a curated record. Gene Ontology annotation, biological process: proteasome-mediated ubiquitin-dependent protein catabolic process; protein K48-linked ubiquitination; negative regulation of extrinsic apoptotic signaling pathway via death domain receptors.
UAAACAUAUAAGGCUUUCUGGAGUAUGGAGUAUGGUUAUGUUUUGGGGAAACUGAUUGGAACUGUACAGAAUCCCAAACAAGGAAAUGAUAAGCUGCCACAGCUCUCCUCACCUGCUAAAUGGUGCUUUUCUUAGCAGAAUUAGGAAGUUCUGAUGCUUCUGGCCCUGACGUUGCUCUUUGUAUAAUUUACAUUUACUUCCUGGGCACAGUACCGUCUGGAUUUUCUCUUCCUUAUUUUAAGUUUAGUAUUACAGAAUGAGCCAGAAGCUGUGAACAAUACUGUGUUUUUUCCAAAAGAGGUUCCAUGUUCCUUUAUACUGUAUGUGCCUUGAGAGGUGCUUUGUGUUAGAACGUUUGUGACUUAUCAUCAACUACAGAAAUAUUUUUUAAAGUGUGGUCCGUGAGAUAAUGGUUGGCAACUGCUGUAAAGAUGCUUUUAUCAUUUGAAAAGGACUAAUUAACACAUACUGUAGGAAAACUUCUUUAAACACAGCCAUGUUCUGAAAAGGAAAAUGCUGAAGGGGAGGAAAUAAAAGAGAGAACGUUUUACAAAACUUGAUAAAAGCUCAGUGUGUCUAUCCUACUGGAAUAAUGUAAUUAAGGGAAAUUAAAUGAGUUGGAUAAAUAACUUUCUUUUAACUUAGCCCCUGGAAAAGGAAUACAAUUAAGUAGCAUAGUUUUUUAAACCAAAAUUCUGAUGGUCUACAUGUACAUUUUAAUUAACCUAAUAAUAUUUAUUGAAUGACAAGCCAGGUUGGCAGCUAUAUCCAGAGUUGAUGCCAUGUGAGACCUACCUUGAAGGAUGGACGAGGCUAGGAGUGGUAACUUCAAAUGCCCAUGCUAAGGAAUCGCUGGAGAGUAUGGGAAAUUUUGAGCAGAGAACAGAAGGAUCUGACAUGAACUUUAAUUUCUUUUUCGUCAGAUGAAAACACAUAGAAAGCAAGGACUCAAUCUUUAGUUUUUUUGUGUAGCACCAAUGCCAAUUCUAGCCUGUCAGGGCAAAUUCAAUACCAAUUAAUAGCUCUUGAUGAGCCAGUCAUUCUAGAAUUGAUUUUUUAAUAAGCUGGCCAAUAAAUGAGAAUCGACAUACAUUUAGGGAUUUUUCUUUUAAAGGCAAAUGUUAAGGCGGUUUUCACAGACUCCUAUAUUCCUUAAGCAUCUGGUAGGUAUGAUGGUGGAUAAUUUAGCUUUAGCAGAGAGAAUGUGGCAGCUGAUUAAACAAAAAAGCCUGCAGUAUGUCUGUCUUAAUUAGAGAACUUAAGUUGUCUAAGGAAGUAGAGAGGUCAGAGAAGGCCUAGAGGGGAAAAAGAAGCGUGAGCCCGGUUAGAGCUGAUAAAAAUUUACUCUCAUGAUUUGACCAGCUAGCGAUGACUGGGCAAGUUCCCAGGAUCCUCUGACCCAGAUGUUCUAAUUUGUAAGUGCAAAAUGAUUUCUCUAUCAGCCUCUUGGGGAAAUCUUCAGAGCUGUGAACCUGCUACCUCGAGUAAUCUUGUCCUGAGCCCUAGGCUGUUCUCAGAUGAAAUUUCAGAAAGUGACCACUGGAGCUUCCCAGGUAAGGGCUCCAGAGGCUGCCGAGUGACCAGCAGUAGGGGAAUGAGGUUUACCUGCCCCAGUAAUCAGCACUCGAUUUUUAAAGAGCGGUGGGGUGCCUUUUCUUCCCAAGGUUGCAGUUGAUUGCAGUCGGCUCCGGCUGAGUUGUUUGGGAAAUAGGAGUUUUGCCCAGCGUGAGUCAGCACUGCCCUGGGUAAACUGCUUGCUCUGUUGCAAUCUUGCUUACCAAAGAUACGUCCCCAGGCGGCACCAUUCACUUUGCCUGAAAGCCGCCGCUGUUGGUUCCUGAGAUGAUCUCAUCUGAGCGUGGCUCCAAGGACCUCAGCAGCAGGAACAGGAGGCAGCUUGCUUUCUGCCGUGGCAAUGUUUUGAAACAGGCAAAAUCAGAUUUUAUCAUGUGGGCAACCUGCUGCAACUGGUUCUGCCUGGAUGGACAGCCUGAGGAGGCCUCACCACCCCAGGGAGCCAGGACGCAGGCCUAUUCUAACCCUGGGUACAGCUCCUUCCCUUCCCCAACAGGCUUGGAACCCAGCUGCAAGGCCUGUGGGGCCCACUUCGCAAACACAGCCAGGAAGCAGACCUGCUUGGACUGUAAGAAAAAUUUCUGCAUGACCUGUUCGAGCCAGGUGGGGAAUGGGCCCCGCCUCUGCCUUCUCUGCCAACGAUUCCGAGCCACAGCCUUUCAGCGGGAGGAGCUCAUGAAGAUGAAGGUGAAGGACCUGAGGGACUAUCUCAGCCUCCAUGACAUCUCUACCGAAAUGUGCCGGGAGAAAGAGGAGCUGGUGUUCUUGGUGCUUGGCCAGCAGCCUGUAAUCUCCCAGGAGGGCAGGACUCGGGCCCCCACCUUGUCCCCGGACUUCCCCGAGCAGCAGGCCUUCCUGAUCCAGCCUCACACCAGCACAGUACCUCCUACCUCACCCAGCCGCCCUUCUUCACCCACACAAGCCGCUUCUGUUCCCCCCACGCCCGCUCAGGAACAUCAGCAGGCCAGUGGCCAUGUGUCUCAGGACCAAGAGGAACCCGUCUUCCUGGAGAGCACAGCCAGAGCACCUGCUGAGGAUGAGACCCAGUCCGUCGACUCAGAGGACAGCUUUGUCCCGGGCCGGAGGGCCUCUCUGUCUGACUUGACUGACCUAGAGGACAUUGAAGGUCUGACUGUGCGGCAGCUGAAAGAGAUUCUGGCUCGCAACUUCGUCAACUACAAGGGCUGCUGUGAGAAGUGGGAGCUGAUGGAGAGGGUGACGCGGCUGUACAAGGAUCAGAAAGGACUCCAGCACCUGGUGUGCAGUGCUGAAGACCAAAACGGGGGAGCAGUGCCGUCCGGCCUGGAGGAGAACCUGUGUAGGAUCUGCAUGGACUCGCCCAUUGACUGUGUCCUGCUGGAGUGUGGCCACAUGGUAACCUGUACGAAGUGUGGCAAGCGCAUGAAUGAGUGUCCCAUCUGCCGGCAGUACGUGAUCCGAGCGGUGCACGUCUUCCGAUCCUGAGGGCUUGUACCGACUUCGUCAGUGCCUUAUAGGGACAUAGCUGAGGUGUCUGGGCUCAGGGUUGGCCAGCUUGCAGAGGGGCAGGCUAACAAGAAAAUUUGCAGUGUUCCCAAGACCAGAGCAAACAAAGAUGCUAUGUCACCUCUGGGCAUGCCUCUCUUGCCAUGGAGAUGCACCUCUUGGCUGGGAGAGCCCGGGGCCAGUGGGAACUGGUACAGAUUGCAUGGGCAAGCCCGUUUCAAUGAUCUUGGGGUGAUGAUGGUAGUUGAAGAAGAGAAGACUUUCCAGAACUUGGACCAUAUCUUCCUCCCUUCCUCCCUUCCUCCGAGAAUCUAAACUCAGUUUCAGCCUUCCUCCUGUACCCUACCCAUCCCCUGAACUGCUUGCCUCUGUGUUUCACCAAUCAGAAGUCCUGGUAGAAAUGGUUCUCUUCCUCCCCAGCACAUUUGGAUUUAUUUCUGGUCUCUCUGGCUUUUUGUGCAUUAACCUCCCUUUGCUGAAGUGUCUUGCUACAUUGCCUAAAAUCCAUUUGUUUCUUCAGACCAAAAAAAUAUUAGCUUACCAGACCAAUAGUGAUCUUCCUUAGGACAGAAUUUGGACCAGUAAAUGUCUCUCUGGUGAGAAAUGAAACACAAAUGCUAUUGAAAAAUUUCAUCGUUAAGAGUUCCUUCCUUGAGUGCUGGGAUUAGAAGCUAUCGGUUUCCUGACCUGAACUUGGGAGCCAACAAAAGCCUCUGGCUCCCCAGCUGCUGGGAAAUUCUAGUUUCCAUGUGUGAGAGAGGAUGCGUGGAUAUCUCUGCCGCUUCUUUAGGGGCCUCACUUUGUGCCAUCAUUAGUUUUAGCUUAUGAGAAAAGGGGAAGUGGUGGGUGGAAGCAGUGGCUUUCUGUUUAACUUUGACUUCUCCAAUGGACAGGAGUCUUAAACCACUUUUCCUGAGAAUGAAGUCCCUCUCUUUUCCAUGGAAGUUUUAAACAUGCUCGCAUUGAAGGUAUAGAGACUUAGGCAAUGAGCCUUGCUUUUCUCUAGCCAAACUUCUCAUGAAGUUCCUGGAGACCAAACAUGUACGACAGAGCAGCUAAGAGGUAUUAGAAGGUACUUGGAUUCAGCUCUUGAGCAGAUAGCUGGAAGUCUUAAUUUCCCGGGGUGGGGAGGACUCCCUACUCCCAUUUCCUUUCUCAGCCUACUGAUUGGGGGCACGUCAGGAAGAAUUCUCUAGGCCCUUUAGCAAGGACCAUCAAUGAGUUGCUGAUGUUUUUGACCUCUCUUAGGGUCUUUACACCACUGGAAGAGCCAAAGGGCUUAAAAGUUUGCUGGAGAAGCUUAACCAAGCACAAACCUACAUGGCUAUCAGAAGAGCUGUGUGUGCUGCCAUUACCAAUGGGUGAACUAUGCAAACCCUAAACACCUGAGGGCCUUGGCAGAGUGACCCCCGCCCCCCACACAUCUAAGAUCUCUCAGACUAGAAGAACCAAUCACGACUUUGGAAAGCACUGGGAAACCUCUAAGGGGAUCUGUUUAUCGGUACACACAUUCUUAUGCUUUCUCUCCAUCAUCAACCACUAAUCCCCCUUAGAGGAAUGGAAUAAUUUCAUAAAGUAGUUGUCAGCUGAACACUAGGCCGCUUACCUCAACAUUAUACCCAGUCCUGGAUGAUCUGAUUCUGGGCCACAGCCUUUGUAGGAAUUGGGGGAAACGAGAUUUCCCUGUGAAGAUACCAUGUUUUGCCUUUCUGCUGGACAGUAAAUACUAUAGUGUACAAUGCCUACCCGUUUAGCAAAGGGUUCAGCUACUCCUUGGUUCCACUGUGAAACAGGUCAAUAUAUAUGCAACUCAGUUAAGAUCUAACCAUAACUUCAGGGUAGAAGCUGGCUCUCUCCUUACUUAAAACUUGCUUUCUCUGCUGAGGCUUCACCUCUCCCUACCUCCCAAUUUCUCUCCUAGAUAUGAGUUAAAAAAUAGUAUCCUGAUGGUUGGUUAGUAACAUGAGUAAGAAUUAGAACUGAUGUCAUUUACUGAUUUUAGAGAAAGAACUUGCCCUUAAGUAUUCUAACCUUUUGGUGAAGGUUUCCACUUAGGAAAAAAGGUGUCAAACAACCCUGUUGUUUUUUGUUUUUUUUGGUUUUGUAUCUUCUUUAUUAUUACACCAAAUAAAAGCUGGGAAUUCCAAGGUCCCAUUUCAGUUACUGUCUAACCUUAUAGAAAAUUUGAUUUUUAUCCUUGAAUUCUCCCUUCUGCCCCUCAUGGAUCCUUGGUCUUAAUUAUCAUGGAAACAUCUAAUUCUCCCAAUUAUUCCAUGGCUUUUGCUGUGAUUGUUCGGAGAUUUCAGUUGAGACUUGUUUUAAAAGACCUGGAGAGCUGACUGGUUCAUAAUACAUUGGAAUAGUUGGAUCCAAACUAAUAAGAAUAAGCUGUACAGAAAUCAGUGCUCAAUAUAUGUUGUAUAAAUUUGUUGAAAUCUU